CGCAUAAACGCAUGGUUGCCAGCACCAAACACACCGUCAGAAGCGAAAAUGCUGAAUCUUUUUAACUCUUGCAACUCAUAAAAACGUUUUGCACGAAUAUGAGCAAUUCGUCAUAGCUGAAAGCGGAUGUGCACCCAUGGGCUUUGUCGAUCGCGUCACAAAACCGUAUGUGCGCCGUUUUCCCACUUUCCCACACACCUCGCCUGCUUUCCCAUCGAUGUGCACCAAAUUUAUAUUUCUCAUCGCGUACCUGGCGUUAAUACUGAAAGAAUGUGAUUGCGGCAACUGGCGUCACGCGGAAAAUGUGUUGGAGCUGCUCCACAAGCUGGAGGGCCUGGUGGAAAAUCUGAAAGAACCAGAAAAGUCCGAAGACUCGUUGUCAGAGACGACAACCCUGAUUUCGACAACCCUGAAGGCCACUUCGACGACGACAAAGAAAGCGACGACUUUGGCGCCAGGAAUGGUGCAAAUCACAAUGAAAAAUUUCGUUCCUGAUGCAAAGAAAAAUUACUGCAAUGAAGCCGUCUGCACGUUGCCGGCUUGCUCGGAAAAGGACAUUACUCGAUAUGGACUCAUGAGGAAAGCAGUAAAGAUGCCGAAAAUCUACUCUGUCUGCGACGGUUUCAAAAUGCUCAUCUCCCUGCUUCGAUUACCAAUCAUUGCGGCGGGCGACAGUUGCUGCACUUACAAUUCCAGCGUCGCUUCCUUCACCACGGAUAAAUUCUUGAAUUGUUUCAAAGAACUACACCUGGCGGAAAAAAAAUCGAAAGCGGUGCAAGCGAACACGUUUUGGACGAGUGCGAAGUUCGCGCCGGAGUGCAACUCGUACGUUUGGUGCCCGGAAAAGGAAAUAAUCAAAGAAAGCGACCCCAUGUGGAGGGGCGGAUUUCCAAAACGCAGCUCGGGCGACUGCCUCGCCAUCCAGGUCAACAACGCUGACCCCAAGGAAAACGGACUGUACAACUUCAACUGCAGCGUUGCCCUCGGAUUCAUGUGCUACGGGCCUGCUGAGAUGAUCGGCGACUGACACGAUGCUCUUUUCAUUCAUUUAAAAAUUCAUCCGAUGGCAAUAAAAAUGUAGAUCAUAAAUCAAAAUUCCCAGUUU
Messenger RNA from Cloeon dipterum, 1105 nucleotides. RefSeq lists its product as uncharacterized. The transcript is spliced from 9 exons. NCBI's taxonomy places the organism in Eukaryota, Metazoa, Arthropoda, Insecta, Ephemeroptera, Baetidae. Bases 137 to 1027 code for a protein of 296 amino acids. The record is from RefSeq and is a predicted model, not a curated record.